Molecule: messenger RNA, 3953 nt
Organism: Eriocheir sinensis (Chinese mitten crab)
Lineage: Eukaryota; Metazoa; Arthropoda; Malacostraca; Decapoda; Varunidae
Product: UDP-glycosyltransferase UGT5-like
Exons: 11
Coding region: 134-1672 (512 amino acids)
Molecular function (GO): UDP-glycosyltransferase activity
Source: RefSeq, a predicted model, not a curated record
AGAAAGUACGUGUUCCAGUGGCAGUCACAAGGAAGCGUUGAAGUGACGCACAUCAUCCUCUUCUUCCUACUCUUCCCCCGCCUCCUUGAGUCACGCGGCAUUAAGGCAUUAGCACCGUUAAGUUAGUGUAAAGAUGAGGUGGUGGGUGGCGGCGGUGGGCGUGGCGGCGGCCCUGCAGGUGGUGGGGGCCAGCAGAAUCCUCUUCUUGUCCCCAAUCUCCUCCAAAAGUCAUAAGAACUUCUACAUGGGCAUCAUUAACGCUUUGGCUGAUAGAGGACAUCAGAUCACACUACUGACGCCAUACAAGGCUUCCAGAGUGAAGGAGAAUGUCCAGGAGGUUGUGCUUCCAAACAUGGACAUGGCUAAUGUUAUUUCAAAUUUUAAUAUUUUUACUGGAAACAAGAUGGUGGGACCUCUUCAACUCGCAGUGGAUGCUCCUUAUCUCUGUGCUGAUGCAUUAGGCGAUCCUCAGACUCAAAACCUGCUGAAAGAAGAGUUUGAUUUGGUCAUAAUGUCAAUGUUCUUCAGUGACUGCUUCUUGUCAUUUGUCCAUCAGUUAAAGAUACCAUAUGCUUUUGCUGUUCCUGCUGGACUUUUUGGACCCUUUGCAGGCUUCGGAGGAAGCAUAACCUUUCCAUCCUUUGCCCACAACCCUCUCUUCACCUUCAAGACCCCGUAUUCCUUCACCGAGCGCAUCAUUCUCUCUCUCUCGUCUCUGCUUUCAGAUGUGGUAUUCGACUACUUUGUUUCUCAUCAGAUGGAAAGCAUCUGCCACCAACGUGGGCUGUGCCCUGAAGAUAUGCCAAGUUUCUCAGUUAUUCGUCAGAACUCCAGUCUUACAUUAGCAACUGCUAUAAAGACCCUGGAAGUUCCGGCUGAGCCAUCUGUGCCUACCACAAUAUACUGCGGGGGAAUCCACUGCCACCCAUCCAACCCCCUUCCCAAAGACUUGGAGGACUGGGUUGCAGGCGCUGGGGAGGAUGGCUUCAUCUUCUUCAGCCUGGGUUCUGCUGUGAUUCCGUCCCAAAUGCCAGAAGAGCACCGAAAAACUUUGUUGCAAGUGUUUGGGUCCUUGAAGCAGCGAGUGUUGUGGAAGUGGGACAAGGACACCAUGGAUGACCUGCCACCAAACGUGCGCCUCGGCAAGUGGCUACCCCAGCAAGACAUUCUAGGUCAUCCCAAAAUGCGCCUGUUCAUCACACAUGGAGGUCUCCUGAGCACCCUGGAGUCCAUGUACCAUGGGGUUCCAGUCCUGGGCAUUCCUGUUUUUGGUGACCAGCAGACAAACAUGUUCGUGGUGGAGAAGGAUGGAUGGGGGAAAGUUCUCCACUGGGAAGACUUGACUCCUGAAACACUGAAAGCCAAGAUGUUUGAGGUCAUUAAUGAUGAGAGUUUGAGGAAGGAGGCCCAGUGGAGGUCAGUGUUGAUGAAGGACCAGCCUCAGCGGCCUGAAGACAUUGCUGUGUACUGGGUGGAGUACGUGAUGCGUCACCACGGGGCACCACACCUUGUUAGCCCUGUGCGGUCGAUGCCUUGGUAUCAACUGUACAAUGUGGAUGUCUGGGCCACCAUCAUCGUGGUGCUGCUGCUCCUCCUCUAUGUGUCCUUCAGGGUGUUCAAGGCUGUGUGUCGCUGGCUGUUCUGUGGAAAGAAGAAACAAAAACAUGACUAAAAUUUUAGCCAUGGCAGUUGUUCUUAUCUUUACUGAUUCACUUAGACAUUGGUUUAGCUGUUUCUAUGUAUUUAUAAUUAAACAUGGUUAGUAAAACAAUCAAAUAAAAACAAAAACAAAAACAUAUCUAAAAUAUUAGACAUGACAAAUUUUUUUUUUUUAUACAUUCACCUGUUUAGUUAAUGUUUUUACUUACUUAAAUUUUAACAAAGUGACUUCAGCAACCACAUCAAUCAUGUUGAUCAAAUAACCCUGUGUUCCAUGGAAAAAAUGCAUAGUUUUAAAAGUGUGAUCUUUACAUUUCCGCCCGGAAUCGUGCCAAAUCUAUUCUUCGACUUACCAAAAACUCCUUUAUCCAUAGCAAAUGUCAACACCUUGCUUUCUCUAAUUCUUCCAGAGACUUCUGGCUCUUAGCCAAAAAUAUCUCCUCCAAUUUCACUUCUUCCUCUUUCCCGCCUCUUCUUAAUCUAGACGGCAACACUGCCGUCUCAUCUAUCUCUAAGGCUGAACUCUUCGCUCAUACUUUCUGUAACAACUCCACUCUGGAUGAUUCUGGGCAUAUUCCUCCUACUUAUCCCCCCUCUGACUCCUUUAUGUCUGUUAUUAAGAUUCUUAGGAAUGAUGUUUUCUAUGCCCUCUCUGGCCUCAACUCUCAGAAGGCUUAUGGACCUGAUGGAGUGCCUCCUAUUGUCCUUAAAAACUGUGCUUCCGUGCUGACACCCUGCCUGGUCAAACUCUUUCGCCUCUGCCUAUCAACAUCUACCUUUCCUUCCUGCUGAAAGUAUGCCUUCGUACAGCCUAUGUCUAAGAAGGGUGACCGUUCCAAUCCCUCAAACUACCGCCCUAUAUCUUUACUUUCCUGUCUAUCUAAAGCUUUUGAAUCAAUCCUUAACCGGAAGAUUCAAAAGCACCUUUCCACUUCUAACCUUCUAUCUGAUCGCCAGUAUGGGUUCGGCAAGGGGCGUUCUACUGGCGAUCUUCUUGCUCUCAAGUGAUUCUUGAUCAUCCUCUCUUAGCCGUUUCGGUGAAACUUUCUCAGUUGCGUUAGACAUAUCGAAAGCUUUCGAUAGAGUCUGGCACAAGUCUUUGCUUUCUAAACUGCCCUCUUUUGGAUUCUAUCCUUCUCUCUGUUCCUUUAUCUCCAGUUUCCUUUCCGACCGUUCUAUCUCUGCUGUGGUAGACGGUCACUGUUCUUCCCCUAAACCUAUUAACAGUGGUGUUCCACAGGGCUCUGUCCUAUCACCCACUCUCUUCCUGUUAUUCAUAAAUGAUCUUCUUUCCAUAACAAACUGUCCUAUCCACUCAUACGCUGAUGACUCCACUCUGCAUUAUUCAACUUCUUUCAACAGAAGACCCUUUCAACAGGAAUUACAUGACUCCAGGCUGGAGGCUGCAGAAUGCUCAACCUCAGACCUUACUAUCAUUUCCGAUUGGGGUAAAAGGAACCUUGUGUCCUUCAAUGCCUCAAAAACCAAUUUCUCCACCUAUCAACUUGACACAAUCUUCCAAACCCCUAUCCCCUUUUCUUCGACAACACUCAGCUGUCACCAUCUUCAACACUAAACAUCCUCGGUCUAUCCUUAACUCAAAAUCUUAACUGUAAACUUCACAUCUCCUCGACCUCCAGUAAAAUGGAAAGAUAGGGAGCAGGAGUAUGUCAGGGAGAGGGGUGAAAGAUCCUUGAGAAGCUGUGAGCAGGCAAGGAGGGAGCGUCUGGAUAGAGAGAGAUGGAAACUCUUCUGCCGUGGCCAUCCCUUAUUGGUGGGAGCUCCUAUAUAAAGGAGCAGGCAUCAAAGAUGAAUGAAUGAAUGAAUAUUAUUAAAAAAUUAAGGUUUCUAUAUAAGUACAUUAUUGUGAAAGGGCAUGUAUAAGGGUGGAUUAGUGUCAAGCCAUGGAUGUGACGAGCCAGGGAGUCUGUUGAAACCCCAGUUCUGCCAUGUGAUGUCAGGAAACGCAUUCAGACCUAAACCCCGAGCCACACCUUAAAUACCAUGGCCCCUUAUAUACACGGGUAAAAGUUGUCAAGAGAAUGAAGAAAAAUAUGGUAUUAUGACAAUCAUUCAAAAUCACUAACUAUUCUGGAAGUUUUCUAUAAAUAAUAUUUUAUUAUAUAAUUGUGAACUUUUGUCUAAAUAUGCUCCAGCCCUGAAAAUGAGUUUAGUGGAUUUAUGUCAUCUGCAGGUUUUCCAACUUGCACAUCUACCCUUCUAUAUUUGCCCUUAAAAUAAAAUAUCUGCACCUGAACUAAAUAUCAAAUUAAAUACAUUUGUGGAAACUGCAA